AACCUAGCCAUCGCGCCAUCGCGUAUUAUCGUUUGGGUUUUUUGUGUAUUUUCAAAUUUGUCUCGGGUAGCCACCCAAGACUCUUUACAAGGGUUGACAGUCAAUAGAUAGAGAGCGGUAUAGUUUCUAAAAAUUUUUAAAGAUUAAGUAAACUGCAAUGGCUUUCAUCGCAAGCUUUCGCAAUGUGUUGUCUACUUUGGAACAUGCUUGCAUCCAAAGACAAAUACAUGUCACAGCAGUUACUGCCAGAGUACAGGCAGGCCGAUACAGAGUUACCAUCAAGAGAGAUCGGCCACUGACCUACGAGAUGGCAAAUCCCCCCUAUCAAAUCGCCCAUCGAAAGUCAUGGAAUUCCUGGAACACAUCUAAUGUAACUGGUGGCAAUAGAAGUUCCGAAACUGCUGUUGAUGAUAUGUUUAUUCGCCGUUUUAUCACAGGAACAUGGCAUUCAUUAUUUAUGAGUGAAGUUAUCAUCAAACGUCAACACAAUAUCAUAAGAAUAGCAGGUAUAGUUCGCCGUAGCAUUAGUUCAAGAAAAAUGUAUUUUUUAAUUGGCUACUGUGAGGAACUUCUCAGUUUUUGGUUACAAUGCCCUGUUAAACUCGAGCUCCAAACGGUCCAAAGCAAAAAUGAUGUCAUAUACAAGUAUAUUUAAUGUGUAGCAUAUUUGAAUAUCGAUAAGUAGAAUAAAUGAAUUCAAAUAAA
Molecule: messenger RNA, 705 nt
Organism: Athalia rosae (coleseed sawfly)
Lineage: Eukaryota; Metazoa; Arthropoda; Insecta; Hymenoptera; Athaliidae
Gene: mRpS24
Product: 28S ribosomal protein S24, mitochondrial
Exons: 3
Coding region: 158-655 (165 amino acids)
Biological process (GO): translation
Cellular component (GO): mitochondrion
Source: RefSeq, a predicted model, not a curated record